Stegastes partitus (bicolor damselfish) is the source of this 5214-nucleotide messenger RNA. Its product is annotated as E3 ubiquitin/ISG15 ligase TRIM25-like. Gene Ontology annotation, molecular function: protein binding; zinc ion binding. Bases 124 to 2118 code for a protein of 664 amino acids. The transcript has 11 exons. The record is from RefSeq and is a predicted model, not a curated record. NCBI's taxonomy places the organism in Eukaryota, Metazoa, Chordata, Actinopteri, Pomacentridae.
GGACUCUGGAGUUGAUAUGAGGUGAGUGCGCAGCGCCGACGCGCCUCACAGCUGCCCGAGCUCCGCUGCGCCUCCUGCAAGCCGAGGAUCAAAGGUUUCGUUUCUGGCUCCUGCAGUGUGACGAUGGCAGCCAUGGAGGAGGCUCCGUUCUCUCUGCUCAGCCUGGAGGAAGAGCUGACCUGCAGCAUCUGUCUGAGCCCCUUCUACACUCCGGUCACCAUCCCCUGCGGACACAACUUCUGCCAGGACUGCCUGCUGGCCACCUGGAAGGACUCCUACAGCUGCCCUCAGUGCCGGACCGUGUUCGCCACCAAGCCGGAGCUGAAGAAGAACACGGUCCUCAGCAGCGUGGUGGAGACCUUCAGGAGCCGAACCGGAGACCCGACGAAAGAGCCGAGCGUGGCCGAGCCCAAGGAGCCCAAGAUCCGCUGCGACACGUGCAUGGAGGCGGAGGCGGCGCAGACCUGCCUCACCUGCAUGGCCUCCUUCUGCGAGGAGCACCUGCGGCCUCACCGGGAGAACCCCACCUUCCGAGUCCACCAGCUGAGCGAGCCUGUGGGCGACCUGUCGGAGCGCAUCUGCCCCGACCACCACAAGCUGAUGGAGCUGUUCUGCAGCCAGCACGGCCGUCCCAUCUGCAGCCUGUGUCUGCAGCAGGCCCACCGAGGAUGUUCCUUCAGCAGCCCGGAGGAGCAGCGCAGCCUCCUGGAGUCCGACCUCAGAAGCAAGUUGACUUUACUGGACGGGAAGAUCACGGCCAACCAGACGGUGAUAUCUCAGAUGACCGACAUGCAGAACAAGCUGAAGGACUCGGCGUCCAAGAGGAAGCAAACGUUGGCGGCCGAGUACCAGCAGAUCCGGACCAUGUUGGCCCGAGAGGAGCAGGAUGCUCUGAACGCCGUGGACCAGGAGGUGGAGAGCGGCCACACCAAAGUCCGGGUCCUCGUGAAGAAGUUCACCGAUAACAUCGACAACAUGAACAAGGCCAAAAACGACAUCCACGACCUGCUGGGCCAGUCCAGGAGCCUGGCCUUCCUGCAGGCUUCCUUCAACCUCCCCGACGCCGUGAAGUUCGAGCCCUACAGCCCUCGACUCAGCCUGGACUCCAAGAAGGUGUUGGCGGCUCAGGCCUUCUCCGCCGCCCUGAAGGACCAUCUGACGGAGAUGCUCAAGCCGCCCGUGGAGAGCCGGCUGCCGCUCGUCAAAGCCGCUGAACAGGUUUCCCCCGGCCCGUGUGCACCCGGACCAACGUUUCCUUCUGGAUUCACACCUGUGAACUUUGGAAUGUACCCGACUAUGGAGCCUCAGUGGUUUCCGGGUCCAAACAGAAUGCCACCGCCGGUCCAAAACCCCGGUCCUCAACCCAAACCGGGCCAGAAGAAGAAGCCUGCAAAAAACAAGAAGGAUUCCCAGUCCACCAGCGACAAGACGGGAAACAAGAAUUUUGCCCGGUCGAUGGAGAACCUGUUGGACGUUGGGAAAGACAAAUCCAGAGGCCGAAAUCCUGCUCCUGAGCCCAAACCAGAAACUGUGGACGUUCCCCUCAACAUAAGUUCUGCUGAGAAGAGAAACGAGCUUCUGAAAUACGGCACCGUGCUCACCCUGGAUCCGAGGACGGCCCACAAACGCAUCACGCUGAGCGACGGCUUCACCAAGGCCUCUGUGUCGGACGAGCACAACAACUACCCCGACUGCCCCAGUCGCUUCGCCGUCUGCUCCCAGGUCCUCGCCUCCAAGGGCUUCUCCUGCGGGCGCCACUACUGGGAGGUCCGGCUGAGCAGCAACAACUUCAUCGGCAUCGGCCUCGCCUACGGCACCAUCGACCGCAAGGGCCCCACCAGCCGACUGGGCCGCAACAACCAGUCGUGGUGCGUCGAGUGGUUCAACGUCAAGCUGUCGGCCUGGCACAACAGCAGCGAGACCGUGCUGGCAAAUCCCAACCCGAAGCGCGUCGGCAUCCUGUUGGAUUGCGAGCAGGGCGCGGCCACCUUCUACAACGUGGCCGACCGGGCGUAUCCCUUCCACACCUUCGUGUUCCCCUUCGCCGAAGCCGUCUAUCCAGCUUUCUGGAUUUUCUCAAGCGGUUCUUCCAUCACUUUGUGCAAGCUGCAGGCAUAAGUAGAUUCACGUAGUCAGCCUUCUGCUUUCAUUGCUAAUGUUAACAAUAUGAAAGAAUGCUAAGCUAGUUAUGAAGUAGGGCUGCACGAUCGACAUGAAGUAACUCCUUUAGAAAGAUAUCAUUGUUGUAUUAGAUUAAGUGUCAAAAAUAUAAAAUUAUCUUAAAAUAAAAAGCGUGGUGUAACACUGGAAAAUCAGCUUUUUGCUUUAGAUAGCAUUCAGAUGUGACUUUGUACUCGUCAUGCUGAGCUCUGUGGCGCUGGUUUCAGGACUCAACCUAAUCAGUUGUGUUGCCUUGUUUAGCAGCAGCAACUUCAGGAUGCUUUAGACCCAUUAGCCUUUUUUUCCCUUUUCGGUAGACAAACUAUUUUCAUGUUGAGUUUCAUUUUGCAACCAAAUCUUUAAUUUCCUCCAUGUGUGUCUCUCAUGUUGCCGUGCACAUGUGAAGUCUGCGUGCCGACAAACUUCGCAUUUUGUUAAUAAUUUACCAAAAAAGCAAACUUUGUGCAUCCCGGGAAGUUUCAAAACGGAGUAAAUGACCUUCCAUCAGACUGACGUUCUCACGAGAACCGUGCAAGUUAGAGUUAUCGGCCUUGUUUCACAUUGCAGCUCGUUAAAAAGCCAGUUUUCAAUGUUUGGAAGAGGAAAAAUUAAAACCUGCAUUGGCUAGAACACCCCCAGCUGGCUGUUUGAUCACUUGUAAAAGAGGAAAACCAACGUUUUCUGUGCAUUUUGUGCUGGCGGCAGGUGAAGCAAUGAUUCUCCCUCAUGUUAAAGCCGGUUUAGUCUGCUUCUAUUAGAUCUGCUUCAAAUCAAGAGCACCAGAGUCCAGUCUGAGAAUAUUCCAGAUUGAGGCGUCGCUGAGGCACAGCUGGCGUCAUCAGCUCUUCUUGGUAUCUUGUUGGAAGCUGGAAAAAAUACAGCAGAAACACCACAACAAGCGACUGUGAUGCACUUACGUGUUCCGGUCGCUUUAUGACGAGCAUUUAAAGACAAAAUCAGUUUUUAAAGCUUGUUUGCAGGAAGCAGGAAUAAACAACAACACGAUACGCUGACAGGAAGUAGCUUGUUUCAGCUGUCUGGGUUUAUUUUGUGCUCUGACGCUGUACACUGAUUAGACGUGUGUGCGGCAGGAUGUUUCUGUCUUACCCGUGCAGAUUAUUUAUCACAGUGAACGCAUUUGGAUGAAGAAGUGAAUUUAUCAGUGUGGAAAGUUUCUGGACUGGUUCACUGAAAAUCACUGUUUCUACGUGAGAUUUAUUUCUGGUGACCUGAAACCUAAAAACCCUCCAGCAGUAGAUUCAGAAUGAGAAAAUCUGCCUGGACUGCAAACAGAAAGGGAUUUUAAAAAAAAAAAUUCUGGUUGGUUUGCUGAUCCUGGAAGUUUCACGUCUUCUGUUUGGAGGGGAUUUGUUACGAAAGAAAUAGUUCCUACAUGAUUGCAAUUGGCCAGAAACGUGUUUGUUUCUGUGAUACCUCUGUGAUGGGACUUGUGUUCAUGUGGACGUUCUACUGCGAUUAGUGAACGUCCUGAUUGCUCACUCCUUCACUCCUUUGUCUGGUUCGUUUGAUGGGAACAGAAGUCGUAUAGACUCUGGUUCUGUGGUGUUCUGACGGUCUGUUCUGUUAUUUUGUGGAGGUUUUGGUGGAUUUAGAGAGGACGACAUGCAGCGAUGCUUCUUGGACAGAGUUAAACCUGGGAUGUUGUACCUCCAUUGUUCGCCUCACAAACGAACGAGAUAAAACGCGAUACUGUUUUAUCGAUGGUUGACGCGUUGAACCAACAAGCCUUCCCUUAGCACUGCUGCCUUUUCGUGGCGUGGAAGGCAGGUAUAAUUACUUGUUGUGUGGUACAGAUUUACCUGGAAAAUGUGUCGCUGAAGCUCCGAUGUGGCUCCGAUGUGACUCCAUUGUAGCUCCGAUGUGGCUCCAAUGCCGCUACGACGUGCCGUCGCUGCCGUCCGUCGGGUGCUGAAGUGGUUGCAUACGAUUUAAAGUUUGCACAUUUUGCAGGAAAGUUGGGAAGUUACAAACUACACAGGUGUCCUGAUGGAGUUAGCCGUUUGGUCGCGGUUCUAUUUGUUCUUUGUGACCAAGUUAGGCUACGUGCUAACUUCUAGCAUUCGACCGAUGGCCGAUACUGGUCGCCAAUAUUGGCCUGGAUUGACGUACAUGUGGUCAGAUAUUAAAAACUGUCUUCUGUAAUCCAGGAGGAGUUGUUUGGGGUAAUUCAGACAUGGAGUCUUGGUUUGUCCAGGAGAACAGCUCUGACUCCACUCUGCACCGUCUGCAGCACAUGCAGCAGAGUGAGGUGCGGAGUCGAGCUUCGUCUUUGGCUAGUUUGUGAGAUACAUCGCUGGAAGGUUAACAACACUGACCCAAUCAUUUCCCCUUUUAAAUACAAGUCUAGCACACGUGUGUGCACGAUGUUAGCCGAUGUGUGUAUAUAUAUACAGCAUCAGAAUUUCAUAUCGGCCCCAAACAUCCAGCAUCAGCCGGGUUCUGCUAACUUCACUGUUUUAAAGCGGUUAUCCAGAGUGACCUCAGUGAUGAGCGAGAGGAAGUUCUGCAGUAAACACAUCUCUGCAGGGGGUUUCUACCGAAGCAGUUCAGGUGCGGAGCUUCAUUCUCAGGUUUUGAUGGUCCUGUACCGAGUGUGAACCUGUUUGGUGAAAUCACUCCUGUGCCGUUGCACGUCAUCACAAUGGAGACGGAAAGCUUUUUGAAUCUAUUCAGAGGUCUUCAGCGCCACAGUGACGCCUGUUUAAUCUCACUGCCGAGUCUUAUCCACACGUUGUUUGUAGCAGAAUUCAGGAAGGUUUGUGUUUGUUGCCUCACCUGAAUUUUAGUUCUUUCUUCUUUGCCUUCAAUGUUAUUCGAUGCACUGGCUUUUCCUUAAACUGUACGUCGUCAGAAGUUCAUAUCAAACCGACCCCUGUGUGACGUCUCAAUAUUACCUGUUGGGGAAAUGGGCACAUGCAAAAGAUCUAGUUAGCAUUUUAUGCCAUAUCUACUGUAUUACUGGUUUAAUCAUGAGCUGUUUGUUGAGAAAUUAACCGUUUAUUGUUCAAUCAAUAAAAGCUUUCCUGCCUCAGA